Messenger RNA from Xiphophorus maculatus (southern platyfish), 3648 nucleotides. It is a transcript of the gene esyt3, whose product is annotated as extended synaptotagmin-3-like. Gene Ontology annotation, molecular function: lipid binding. The record is from RefSeq and is a predicted model, not a curated record. The transcript has 23 exons. Gene Ontology annotation, biological process: lipid transport. The coding region runs from base 148 to 2862 and encodes 904 amino acids. Lineage: Eukaryota; Metazoa; Chordata; Actinopteri; Cyprinodontiformes; Poeciliidae.
UCGCUUUUCGUCAGUUAAAAACACGGAAGUUUUGAGGCUGAGGGAGGUUCUCCUGCGGAGUGAGGCAACACUUCAUGCUGUCAUCCAGCGCAUAAAUCUGUCCAGACUCCGAACCUGAACGCUUUCUGAGCGGAUCUUUUUGGUGAAAUGUCAUCCGCCGCGCAGAAGCAGCCAGGCGGCACGGAGAGCCUGACGCCGUCCGCUGUCAACCACAUUCUGAUGGAGUUCCUGAUUUACUUCGGCCGAGCCGUGGUGGUCUUCUACCCGGUGUACCUAACCGGGUACCUGGGCCUCAGCAUCAGCUGGAUCCUGCUCUGCAUGCUCAUGUUCACCUGGUGGCAGAAGAACCGGCGGUGGAAGGACGUCCGGAUCGAUUCUGCGAUCGACUUAGUGGAUAACGAGGCGAAUAUUAUCAGCAGCGAGCUGAAGAAGUCUUUACAGAUGGCUUCAUGGAUUAACUUCACCGACGUUGAGAAAGUUCAGUGGGUGAACAAGGUGUUGGAGCAGGCUUGGCCCUUCUUCGGGAUGUACAUGGAGAAACUUCUGAGAGAAAACAUCCAGCCGACGGUCAGGAUAUCCAACUCUGCGCUCAAAAUGUUCACGUUUACCAAGAUCCACUUCGGACACAAACCACUCAGGAUCACUGGGAUGAGAGCAUACACGCAUGAAGUGGACCAAAGGGAAGUGAUUCUGGACAUGAACAUCGAUUACGACAGUGACGUGGACAUCGACGCGGAUGUGAACGCAGCUAUCAAAGUUGGCAUUAAAGGACUGAAGUUCCGAGGAAUGCUCAGAGUCGUCCUAGAGCCUUUGAUUAGUCAGGCGCCGCUGGUGGGAGGAGUCACUUUUUUCUUCAUUCGCCGCCCUACUCUGCAGAUCAACUGGACCGGCAUGACCAAUUUGUUGGACAGUCCUGCGUUUAGCUCCCUGUCUGAGGAGGCCAUUAUAGACAUCAUUGCGUCCCUCCUGGUUUUGCCAAACCGCAUGUGCAUUCCUCUGAUUGACCAACUCAAAGUAGAUCAGAUGAGAUUUCCUCUUCCUCGGGGUGUGGUCAGGGUCCACGUGUUGGAGGCCAGGGACCUGGUGGCCAAGGACACCUACAUGAUGGGCAUGGUGAAAGGCAAGUCGGACCCUUACGUCACGCUCCGAGUCGGCAACCGACUCUUCAAAACCAAGACCAUCAAAGAAAACCUGCAUCCGAAAUGGAAUGAAGUUUAUGAGUUUGUUAUUCACGAGGCGCCUGGACAAGAGCUGGAGAUGGAGCUAUAUGAUGAGGACAGAGACAAAGAUGAUUUCCUGGGAAGAUAUAACCUGGAUUUCGGAGAAGUGAAACGGGAGAAAGAAAUGGAUCAGUGGUUUCCUCUGGAAAACAUUCCUCAUGGAGAGAUUCACCUGAAGCUGCAGUGGCUCGCUCUGAGCACCGAUCCCUCUCUGCUGAACGAGUCCAACGCCGGCCUGUCCUGCGCGAUGGUCGCUGUUUAUCUGGACAACGCUUCCAACCUUCCAAAAGACCAAAAGGAGUUAACCGUACAUCAAAAACAUGGGAAGCACAACAAAGAAGCCCGGCUCACAAAGAAGAAUGUGGGCCCCAACUCCUACGUGGAAUUUACUCUUGAUAAGGAUGUUCAGAAGAGCAAAGUUGCAUAUUUGAAUAAAAACCCAGUGUGGGAGCAGGGCUUCAACUUCUUUGUGCAGAACGUAAAAACUCAGCAGCUCACACUUCAGGUCAAAGACCAGGAGAAGAAAUCUGUUCUCGGUUCUCUCAACAUUCCCCUCUAUCGCCUCUACACCAUCUCCUCCAUGUGUCUGGACCAGAACUUCCUGCUGGAGCGCUCCGGACCCAACAGCCAGAUCAAACUGAAGGUCACUCUCAGGAUUCUUACCGAGGAACGGCCACCGCCUAAAAUCCCCGUCAGUUCUCCAUCGAACGUCAAACAGCAGAACCAGCAGGUGAAAGCAGGAGGAAACGCUGCCGCCACGGCUACCGCCGCCACAGCUACCACCACCAAGGCUACCGCCGCCACGGCUACCGCCGCCACAGCUACCACCACCAAGGCUACCGCCGCCUCAGCUACUGCCGCCACAGCUACUGCCGCCACAGCUACCACCACCAAGGCUACCGCCGCCACGGCUACUGCCUCCGCUGCCUCCACCGCUGCCGCCACCCCAGCCCCUUCCGCCGCCACAUCGGUUCCCUCCAACGGUGCGCCUGCAGCUUCCUCCCCGGGUCUGCCUGGAGUCCCGCUGGAUGGGACGAACAAAGCAGCUUCACCUCAGCCGCGGCGCAACUCCUUCCUGGCUUCUGAAACCAGCAAGCCCUCCAACCUAAACAUGCGUCGGUACGAUUCCCACAGCCUGCUGUCGGAGAACUCCAUCGCCUCGUCGCGCUUCGACCUCACAGACGGCGCGUCCUUUCCACAGGCCAUCAGGGACCAUCAGGGCUCGUUUGGGGAGAUCAACCUGACUGUUCGCUAUGCCACCAUGAGGAACAAACUCAUGGUCCUGGUUCAUUCCUGCAGAGACCUGUUUCCCUGCAGCGACAGCGGCACAGACUCCUACGUCCGAAUAUAUCUCCUCCCAGACGUCUCCUGGAGACACCGCAAGAAGACGCACGUCAAGAAGAAGACAGUCAAGCCUGUUUUUGAAGAAAAGUUUGAGUUUGAUGUGCCGCUUGAAGAAGCUCAAACCAGGCAGUUGGACGUGUCGGUCAAAAAUAACAAGAUGUUCCGUAAAAGGGAGAGACCAGACAUUGGAAUGUUGACGUUGGAUCUCUCACAGAUCGACCUAGUCAAAGGCACCUCAGACUGGUUUGAACUUACAAUACCUGGACUGUCGAGAUCGACGAGGCAGAGUCACUUUUAGAGGAAGUGACUCCUUUCCAGCAGCUUCUAAAACUCUUAUUUUGAAAUUCUGUUGAGGCGACGUUGUCUCUUCCCUGAAUGUUGCAGCGCCAAGUGAAUGUGCAAAUAUUUUGUUCUGUAAUAUGAGCAGUGUGGGCUCAUAUUACAUAUUUUUGAUAAAGCUGCUUGUAUUAUUUUAUUGAAAAUAUAUUUUAAAAAUGCUGAGUCAUUCCACAGAGACCAAAAGAAUUCGUUUUUUCACUUCAUCUGUGCUGGAGUUGGAAAUAAUCCAAAUCAGAAACAACUUAAAAAUGCAAAUAUUUGUUGCACUGAAGUCAAGAGAAUCAUUUUAAAUUGAGGAAAUUUAAAAAGUGUCCAUGCAGCCGGGUCGUUUUUCUGAAGCUUUGGGUGGAAACUUUCAGAGCUUUUAAUGUUUCAGAAAGUUUUUAAUCAUGUUUUCUGUUUUCUUUGCAGUUUUACCACAAACCGCAUUUCUUGUUUAAUAAUUUCUGUCAUCGAAGCGUUUCACUUUAACACAUUUUUACAUGAUAGAGUUCCAAAAUUACUUUUUAUUAAACAGAAAGGUCACAUUUAUUGGUUGAAAACAUCUGCUUUAUGGCUAAUAACUGAUUGAUAAUAAAUAAUUUAAUUAUUUUAGGAUUUCUCUGAGAAAUUUAUGCACUAAUUUCUUUUAAAGUUUUUCUGUUAUUUUUAAGUUACAGAGGAGAAUUGUUUUAAAGUUUGUUGGUGAAGUAAAACUGAAUCUUGUUUUCAGAUAUUUAUUAAAAAAUAAACCUAUUCAAAAAGA